This is a messenger RNA of Pungitius pungitius (ninespine stickleback), 4255 nucleotides long. RefSeq names its product Rho GTPase activating protein 9 (gene arhgap9). Gene Ontology annotation, biological process: regulation of GTPase activity; signal transduction. Bases 496 to 3243 code for a protein of 915 amino acids. The record is from RefSeq and is a predicted model, not a curated record. The transcript is spliced from 22 exons. Lineage: Eukaryota; Metazoa; Chordata; Actinopteri; Perciformes; Gasterosteidae. Gene Ontology annotation, cellular component: cytoplasm. Gene Ontology annotation, molecular function: protein binding; phospholipid binding.
AGCCAAUCUUUAACCACCGAACCCAGACAGGGAAAGCUAUUUUUUAUCCGCUUAAAGCGCCAGGAGGAUGUACCACCACGGGCAGUACCGAGCAACUUAAUGCCAAUGCAUUACUGUUAAUAGGCAAAAGUACACGGCGGAGUUCUCCUCUUUGCUCACGUCUACCUAAUUUAUGCAAAGUUAUCAGUAUUGGUAUUCCUCCCACGAGAGAAGGCGCAACUCCUGCUCUCUGCAGUUCACUUCAAAAAACUCAGUUGAGCUGUCAUCACGUCGCUGCAAGGUUUAACGAUGGGGUUGAAUGCAGGGAUCUGACUGCAGAGUGAGCCGGUGAUUUGUUGACUCUGACCUCUCUCACUUCAGGACCAUGUUUCAGAGCAUGGCUCGGGCCUGGCUCCAGUCUCACCUGCCCUGUGCCAAACCGACCAGCAUCACCAGUAUCACCGACAAGCAGCGCGCUUCCACGGGAGCUUGCUGAGAAGGUCUGUGUGGAGCGCCAUGCUCUCAGGGACUUGGCGGCGUUCGGUGGGGCAGCAGCACGCCGCCGCACCUGCUGUGAUGCCCAGGAACGUGACGGUGUGCGGGGUCCCCAGCGGCACGGUGGUGCUGGAGGCCCAGUAUGACUACAACUACCGCGGCGCUGAUGGCCGGCAGGUCUGCAUCAGGGAGGGCGAGCGCUUUAUCCUGCUGAAGAAGACCAACACUGACUGGUGGCAGGUGCGGCGGAUCGGUGCGGCCAGCAAGACGAAGCCCCUGUAUGUUCCUGCUACCUAUGUGACGGAGGUGCCCAUUGCACCGAUGCCCUCGCCACAGCGCCUGGUCGUGUCUGCCUCGCUGAACUCCAACCUCACGGUACUGCCAAGAGUGUCGCUCUCUCCCAACCCAAAAGAGACAACCUGUAGAGACCACCGUCAAGGGAACAAACCCAUGUUCCACUCCAUGGAAAACCUCAACUCCAACAGUGCCUUCCAGGGGCCGGACAACCAAACCAGCCGCGGCGGAGCCCGCUCCCCCACCACGUCACUCUGGUCUGGUUUUACCUGUGCGCCCAGCCCUCCCACCUCCCCUUCAGGCCACCUCAUGGUCCUCGGGUGCCCCGCGGCUCCCGCGACGCCGCAAAACGCACCCCAAGGCCCCAAGGCGGUCCCCAUGAUCACGCGGAGCCAGAGCUCCAACAACCUGCCUGAAAACCUGACGGAGAACCCGUACGACGAGGUGGGCGGCGGCCUCGGCAACCGCAUCAACCACAGGAUGCCCAAGAAGUCCUGCAGCCAGUGGGACAUGGUGGGAACCUCCUGCAAGAAAAACCAUCUGCAGGUAGGGAGAGGCAGGCCCUUCAAACCUCCAAAAACAGACAUGGUCCCGACAGAAUCCUAUCUGUCCCAGCUGUCCUGGCAAGACUCCCCUCUGUACACCGAAACGCAGCCGGAGAGGCGUAUGUCGCAGUCGGAGCCCCCCAGCCCCGCACCAGGUCAGCAGCCUCUCCAGGUCGUGGACCUGUGGGAGCAGUACUUGGACCUGCCCACAGGGAGAUGCUACUACGUCAACAGCAUCACCAAGGAGAGGUCCUAUAAACCCCCCCGCCGGGCUCGUGGACGCACUGCCAACCAACAGGGUGGUCCAGUACAACCUCAGACGUUACCCAGAGAAACCAGCCAUCUGUCGCUACCGCUUCCUGAAACUGGCAACAGAACCAUGAACACGUUGUCAUCUGAUCACCUCUUCGGGACCCACCAGAGGAGUACUGGCAGCGGCUGGCAGAUGAAACAGAGCAUGCAGCGCGCCGCCUCCUCUGACACCCUGAGCACAAUGACGUUGAACAAUGCCGACGCCCAGCGCCGUAGCUCUGCCGCCCCGCACGACGUCACGCAGCAGCUCAGCCACUCUCAAUCUAUGAUCCUGCCUGAGAACGGCAAGAUAGUGCAGCAGUGCAGGGAUUACGCCUGUAAUGUGACCAACAUCGUGGUGGAGCCUCCGUCUCCCGCGAGCUCUCCAGACAGCGACGGCGGCACCCCGGAGUUGGAGAAAGCCGGCCUCUUGAACAAGACAAAGAUUGCAGAAGGAGGCCGGAAGCUGAGGAAGAAUUGGAGCCCCUCCUGGGUGGUGUUGGUCGGCAACAGUCUAGUUUUCUUCAAGGAUCCCAAAUCACAGACACCUUCCAGCUGGAAGCCAGGAAACAGUCGUCCUGAGAGCAGUGUGGAUUUAAGAGGAGCAAAGCUGCACUGGGCUGACGACCUGUCCAGCAAGAAAAACGUCUUCAAGCUGAGGACGGUGACGGGCAACGAGUUCCUGCUGCAGUCGGAGACGGACGCUCUGAUCAAAGAGUGGUACAGCACCAUCCAGAACGUCAUCGACCGGCUGGACCGCGAAAACCCGCUGGACAAUGUCCUCCUGUACUCCCUGAGGCGAGCGGGCAGCUUAGAGAUCCUGGACCACAGCGGAGACGAAGAUGACAGGAGAACGUCGCUCCCUCGCUCGGCGUCCAACCUGGAGAACACGGAGAGGAAGAGAGUAAAGACACGGCUGAAGAAGCUUAUCUUGAAGAGACCUCCUCUGCAGGCGCUGCAGGAGAAAGGGCUCAUUAAAGAUCAGGUGUUCGGCUGUCGUCUGGAGAUGCUCUGCGAGAGAGAAAAGAGCACCGUCCCUCGCUUCGUCAGACUUUGUACCGACGCUGUGGAGAAGAGAGGGCUGGACGCCGACGGCAUCUACCGCGUCUCAGGGAACCUGGCAGUGAUUCAGAAACUCCGCUUCCUGGUGGACCACGAACGCGCAGUGACUACAGACGGACGUUACAUGUUCCCGGCGGAGUUUGUACAAGAGGAGAAGCUGAAUUUGGACCGGAGCGAAUGGGAGGACAUUCAUGUCAUCACGGGAGCCUUGAAACUUUUCUUUCGCGAGCUUCCCGAGCCCCUCGUGCCCUUCGGCUUCUUCACCGACAUCGUGGAGACAGUCAAGAUGACCGACCACAUGGACAGAGUGGAUCGUUUGAAGUGUCUGGUGCUUAACAUGCCUCCUCCGAACCACGACACGCUGCAGUUCAUGUGCUGCCAUCUCAAACGCGUGUUGGAGCGUUCAGGCACCAACCGAAUGACCACCCAGAACAUCGGCAUCGUGUUCGGGCCAACUCUGAUGCGUCCGGAGCGGGACAACGGCAACAUGGCGGUGAAUAUGGUUUACCAGAACCAAGCGGUGGAACUCAUCCUCAGCGAGUUUGACCACAUCUUCGGAACAAGAGGCCCGUCUUGAUCUUUUUCGGCCAGAGGGGGGGAUUCAAAAGGCUUAUCCAGACCCGACAGAUUCACAAGUAUUGCAGCUUUUGUCCUCUUUGCCUGUGGACUCAUGUGGUUUAAAAUAAGUUUCACAUCAAAAGAUAAUUACGGGGUAAAAAGAACCAGGACAGAAAGCUGCUAAUAGUGACAUCUGGCCUCCAUAUAAAGCCACGUUAAAACCAUAAUAAUAAAACAAACCCAUUUUAGCUGCAAUACCUCUUGUUUUUUACUGCAGACGUUGAGUGCAGCGUUCUUAACUGCUGGAGCGGACGCUUCCUUGUCAUUUUUCCUUGACGUUUCAGACUAUCAGGAUAAAUAAAAGCCAGUGAUUAACCCCCCGACUAGCUGAGUAGUAAUCAGAUAUUUGAGGAAGGAUGUGUCUUAUGACCUGGCACAAGAACAGAACUCGGCACAACCAUCUCACUGUGAAAACCUAUGCACCAGCACCUUCUGCAGAAAGACUGGACAGAUCCCACCUGCAGCGGCAAGCAGAGGAUUCUUUCAAAUAUGCAAACCAGCAGGAAGCCAUCUACGUGUGGAAAUGCAACCGCAUACCUGCUGAGGUUAUACAGUGUUUCGAUGAAGAAUUUGUACGUAUAUUUCAGACUUCAGAGGUAAAGUUCAAUGGGGAACUCUUCCAAGUCAAAAGCAUGAUUUCAGUGUCAAUAGGGCAGCGAAUGUUCCCUUUGUACCAAACAGUACGUUUUAGUGCGCGUGGACCUUUGAAGUUUCCCGUAUUGUACAAAUCUGGAUCUGUCAUCUAUUUUUAUUUGUUCAAAUUCCUCAGAUAAAGUUAAAUAAUAUGAAUGUGUAAAUAUGUGAACUACUGUCUUUGUCAACUAGUAGCACUUUGCAUACAGUGUUUAACCGUAACAUUAUAUAUUAGCCAGAUUCAAACUAAUACAUUUGCUUUUAAAUGAACGGUGUGUCGUUAAAAUAUGGCUUGGACCAAAUUGUUAACUCUCCUGCAAUAAAAUUUCACAAACUGA